AUGGGUAACGAAACGGAUGCCUUCGAUUGUUAUGUCAACGAGAACGACACAACAAAUGGAAUGUGCUAUCAGAUGGAUGAUGCAGCAGUUGAUUGCUACACUAAUGACAAGAAUGGUACACUGGAUAUCACUUCCGAUGGUAGGGUUUUGUACACUGAAAAUGGAACUACUGAAACUAUCUGUUCAUAUGAAUGGGAUGAUAUCGAUGCUGGAGUUUUAUGUAGACAUCUUGGGCUUGGAAUGUCAGGAGGAGCCAAAUAUCUGCCGCGCGACUGGUCAUAUAAUCGGGCUAAUGCCUAUGGCGUCUUUUGCAUGGGUAACGAAACGGAUGCCUUCGAUUGUUAUGUCAACGAGAACGACACAACAAAUGGAAUGUGCUAUCAGAUGGAUGAUGCAGCAGUUGAUUGCUACACUAGUUCAAUGCCGAUGACUGGUUUUUUCGAUGACAAGAAUGGUACACUGGAUAUCACUUCCGAUGGUAGGGUUUUGUACACUGAAAAUGGAACUACUGAAACUAUCUGUUCAUAUGAAUGGGAUGAUAUCGAUGCUGGAGUUUUAUGUAGACAUCUUGGGCUUGGAAUGUCAGGAGGAGCCAAAUAUCUGCCGCACGACUUAUCAUAUAAUCGGGCUAAUGCCUAUGGCGUCUUUUGCAUGGGUAACGAAACGGAUGCCUUCGAUUGUUAUGUCAACGAGAACGACACAACAAAUGGAAUGUGCUAUCAGAUGGAUGAUGCAGCAGUUGAUUGCUACACUAGUUCAAUGCCGAUGACUGGUUUUUUCGAUGACAAGAAUGGUACACUGGAUAUCACUUCCGAUGGUAGGGUUUUGUACACUGAAAAUGGAACUACUGAAACUAUCUGUUCAUAUGAAUGGGAUGAUAUCGAUGCUGGAGUUUUAUGUAGACAUCUUGGGCUUGGAAUGUCAGGAGGAGCCAAAUAUCUGCCGCGCGACUGGUCAUAUAAUCGGGCUAAUGCCUAUGGCGUCUUUUGCAUGGGUAACGAAACGGAUGCCUUCGAUUGUUAUGUCAACGAGAACGACACAACAAAUGGAAUGUGCUAUCAGAUGGAUGAUGCAGCAGUUGAUUGCUACACUAGUACAAUGCCGAUGACUAGUUUUUUCAAUGACAAGAAUGAUGACAAGAAUGGUACACUAGAUAUCGAUUCCGAUGGUAGGGUUUUGUACACUGAAAAUGGAACUACUGAAACUAUCUGUUCAUAUGAAUGGGAUGAUAUUGAUGCUGGAGUUUUAUGUAGACAUCUUGGGCUUGGAAUGUCAGGAGGAGCCAAAUAUCUGCCGCGCGACUGGUCAUAUAAUCGGGCUAAUGCCUAUGGCGUCUUUUGCAUGGGUAACGAAACGGAUGCAUUCGAUUGUUAUGUCAACGAGAACGACACAACAAAUGGAAUGUGCUAUCAGAUGGAUGAUGCAGCAGUUGAAUGCGACAGUCACAUGUCAUCAACGUCUGUACUAAAUACUUUGAUGUAUUCUCCAUCUUCUGUUUACAACAUUCAACCAACAUCAAUGAAUUCCAAUAUGGUACUUCAGUCAACUAUGAGUAUAUUGCAAUUGCCAUCAAAUAACUACGUGGGAAUGAAUCCCUCACACCUGACAUCAAGCAACUAUAUGCAACAAUCUAAUAUACAGCCUUCGCAUAGCACAAUUUCAGUUUCCCGUAGCAUUCCAAUACAAAGUACAAAUGGAUUACAACAAAUAACCACACAAUUUAUUCAAAGCAACAGUAUGCUACCUGCAUCAAGCAAUUACAAUGGGCUGUCAGUAAUGCAUCCAAUCCAGACAACACCAAUUACGACAGCAGUUAGCAGCAUUAAUGGAUCUCCUCUGAUGCAAAAUAGCCAGGUGCAUGCUAUUACGAGCUCAAUAACUCAACAAAGUAUGUCUCAGGUUAUUCAUAAUACACAAACCAAUCAAGCAUUCAGUAGCAUUAUCGGAUCACCUAUUAUGGGUAAUAGCCAUGCACCUGCUUUGACAACUUCAGUACCUCAACAAACUAUGUCUCAUGUUAUCCAAAAUACACCAACAAUACCAGCAUUUAGCAGCAUUAAUGGAUCUCCUCUGAUGCAAAAUAGCCAGGUGCAUGCUAUUACGAGCUCAAUAGCUAAACAAAGUAUGUCACAGGUUAUUCAUUAUACACAAACCACACAAGCAUUCAGUGGCAUUGUUGGAUCAUUUGUUAUGGGUAAUAGCCAGGGACCUGCUUUGACAACUUCAAUACUUCCUCAAAGUAUUUCUCAGCAUAUUCAAAAUACACAGACUAUACCAGCAUUCAGUAGCAUAACUGGAACGCCUAUUGUGCAUAAUAGCCAGACACUUGCUAUUACAACAUCAAUACCUCUCCACAUUACGUCUCAAAUUAUUCAAAAUACACCGAUUACACCUACAUCGAGCAGUGUAAACGGACCUACUGUAAUACAAACAACGCAGUCAUUAAUAGUUAGUGGCUUUGUAUCUCUUCAAACCACUUCUCAGUCAAUCCAAAAUACACCGAUUACACCAGCAUCAAACAGUAUAAAUGGAGCUUCAUUGGUUCAACCUAAGCUGUCAUCUACAGCUUCUAGUUCUACAACAGUAACUUCAUCGUCAACUUCAAGUUCUGUAUAUCCCGUAUCUUCUCAACAAACGACCCAAACAUCGUCUAGUAUGAGUUCAAAUUCUUCUACAACGACACAAUCAAGUCUUUCAAAUAAUCUUGGAUCAGGCAGUUCAUCUGUAUGGUCGUUCUUCAGUACGAAGAUGUUGAUUCUUUCAGUUCUGAUGAUGAUAUCAAUCAAGAAAAUGUUUUGCAGAGAUGCUUGAACAGAAAAAAAAGUGCUUUCCGUUAUAUUUAUAUUUGUAUAAAUGACAAUUUUAUGUGAUAUUCAGAUAUUUAUAUACUAUUUACAGAUGAAAACAAGAAGUUUGUAUUGUGGAUAUUUUUGUAAUAAUAGUGGGGUUUCCCGUUUAUUUUUGGAUUAUUAUUGGCUAUUUCAGGUAUUUGAAAAGAAAAUGAUUACAUUCAAUUUUUCCAUUUUCCCAUUAUAAAUAUAGUAUGUAUCAUCUGUUUUACUACACAUCUUUAUAACUGUUUAUUCGCAAAUCCCUCUGCGAUUAAUCAUGAUGUGCCUAGAAUUAGGUUUAUUGCUAGAAAUUUCGGUAACAUACUUAUUAUAUAUACUUAGAAAUAAGUUCGAAUAUGUCUUAUUUUACAAAUAAUAAAAAUCUGAUAAUAUUCAGAUGCAUAAUUUAAAAACA
This is a messenger RNA of Mytilus californianus (California mussel), 3246 nucleotides long. RefSeq names its product scavenger receptor cysteine-rich type 1 protein M130-like. Gene Ontology annotation, cellular component: membrane. The coding region runs from base 1 to 2811 and encodes 936 amino acids. The transcript has 8 exons. Gene Ontology annotation, molecular function: protein-lysine 6-oxidase activity. The record is from RefSeq and is a predicted model, not a curated record. Gene Ontology annotation, biological process: peptidyl-lysine oxidation. NCBI's taxonomy places the organism in Eukaryota, Metazoa, Mollusca, Bivalvia, Mytilida, Mytilidae.